Impatiens glandulifera is the source of this 1115-nucleotide messenger RNA. Its product is annotated as E3 ubiquitin-protein ligase RNF4-like. NCBI's taxonomy places the organism in Eukaryota, Viridiplantae, Streptophyta, Magnoliopsida, Ericales, Balsaminaceae. The coding region runs from base 194 to 829 and encodes 211 amino acids. The transcript is spliced from 6 exons. The record is from RefSeq and is a predicted model, not a curated record.
AAACUGUACAACGUCUUCUUCUUUUGAAAGCCCUAGAUAGAGACGAAAGAUCACGGAUUGUGAAUCGGGUGGCGUUGUACGGUCUGAUUGUCGGUCUAUUAAUAAUCUGCUCCGACCCAAAUCAGGAGUUUUGAUUUGGAGAAACCUGAUUCUUUCAGGCUGUGAUGCACAUAGAUAAAUAACCUAAUAGAACAUGAGUACUCGAGGAGCUAGAGUGCCUCUUGUAAGAGGAGGACCUGUAAGGAACUCAAGGAGAAGAAAGGUUCCGCUGGAUGUAGAUCUGAAUGCGCCACCUAUUGAGAGCCAUGAUCAAGGCAUGUCAUCUCAUCAGGCCACUGCACAGGACGUGCAAAGUGUUGUAGAAUUGUCGGUACCAACAAUUGAUGUUGAGGCAUUGGAUGAUGAUGUUGUUAUAUCCUCUCCCCGAACAUUUGCUGAAGCUAAAAACAAUUCCAGAUUUAAUCGCAGGACAGUUGUAGUUGAUCUUGAUUCAGUGGAAAGAUCUCCAACAGGCCGUGGAAAGCGUAGAAGAGGUUCGGGUGCCCAAACAGUCAUAAAUUAUGAUCAAUAUGUGAACUUGGAAGGAAGUAGUAAUUCCAUGACAGGGAGUAGACGUGAGUCUUUGAUUGUGCAACCUCCACCAGAGCCUACCUUCACUUGCCCAGUGUGCAUGGGAACAUUGGAAAAUGAAACAUCCACCAAAUGUGGCCAUAUCUUUUGUAAGAAAUGCAUCAAAUCUGCGAUUGCUGCUCAGGGGAAAUGCCCCACCUGUAGGAGGAAAAUUACCAUGAAGGAUACAAUUAGGGUCUUCCUUCCAAAGACAGAGUGAUUAAGGUUCUUCAUAAGUUUGGCAUGGAGGAGCAGGAGUCCCAGGUUGUAGUUGUAUCUCUCUAUCUGUGUCUCAUUCUCAUUCAUUUUCGAGAAAUCGCAAUGGAAGUUGGGAACUUGUUGAAAACUUAAUUGGGUUUAAAAACAUGAACUUUAACUAUUGCUAAACAUGACAUGUAAAUUGGCCAUAGUUAGAUUUGCUUACAGUAUUAUAGAGCUAAAACAUUUGACUUGUUCCUGCUAAACUUACAUUAAAAACUGGUUUCAUUUCAAUCUGAUUGUACUUU